This is a messenger RNA of Capsicum annuum, 3368 nucleotides long. RefSeq lists its product as uncharacterized. Gene Ontology annotation, molecular function: DNA binding; zinc ion binding. Lineage: Eukaryota; Viridiplantae; Streptophyta; Magnoliopsida; Solanales; Solanaceae. The record is from RefSeq and is a predicted model, not a curated record.
CCGUGGAAACAGUCCCUUGCAGAGAUGUAAGGUGAGGUUGUAAAAUACCUGACUUUUCUCCAGACAUAGCAGAAGCUUUAGUACACCGGCAAAGUGAGUGGUUAAGCUCUCUCUACAAACACGAGACUACUGAUUAAAGCGCAGGAUUCCUUACAAGCUGUAGUCUGUCUUGCUGAUGACAAAUUUCAACGACAAUGAUAUUGAUUUAGGACUUGCUCUAGGUUGCACCACUCGUAAUGAUCAGACGAAGCCAAAAGAUGAUACAGGUGCAGGUGUAAAUGCAAGCUCAAUGGUGGAUAUGGCAUUUGCAGCAUCUGAUCCCCUAGCCGAAUUAGUUUGGUCCCCUCAUAAAGGUUUGAGCCUCAAAUGUGCCGAGGGUGGCUUAGCUGAAAAGAGACCUUUUCUUCUGUGGAACGUGGGACCGAGCUCUUUGGUUGCUGCGCCAUCACAAAGCGACAGGUUUAAGGGGAUUUGUGAUGAAAAUGCCGUUUAUGAGAAGAUAUUCGACCCUCAGGAAAGGUUUCAGACCACCAACGAAAUGGUAUCAAUGAGUGGAAAUGAAAUUGGCUGUAGCAGCAAAGUGAAGAUUAUGAACACUGCUGAUGGAACUGGUAUGGUAGACGCUAAUCAAGAUGAGGAGAAUUUGAAGAAUACCGGAAAGGGCUUUUGUAUUACUCAAGAUAUCAAUCAGACAGUAGAAAGUUGUGAGAAUCAUGCAGGUCAAGGAGAUUUUGGAACGGAGAGAUUUAUGCUACAUGGAGCCAGUUCCAAGGUUGAUAUGGAAACCACUGGACUUCUAGCAGGGAAAAUUAAUCAAGAAAUUUCGACUAGUGAUAACUGUAGAGAGGGAGAUGCUUCGGGUGGAAGUCAAACUCUAAUUCCUACUGUCAAAGACACGGAGGCCCCUGUGUGUCUACUUCCAAAUUCACCGAUAGAAAUGGAAGCAGACAACGCGUUAGAAUCUACCAGUCCGCCAGCAUUGCAUAAACUGGAGUGCACAGCCGAGAAUGAUGUCCAUCUUCCAGGGAUUAACAAGACGUGUGAUCAGAACGAGGAGCAACUUGUUAGGGACAGUUCUUUGCCAUUUCAAACUUCUCCAACACAUAGCAGGUCCUCAUCAUAUAGAAGGAAAGGCAAAGGAAAAGCGGUAUCUGUCGGGAAUGUCAGUAGCAAAAUGUCAAAUGAUGAGGAAGAUAGCCAUGAGAGUGUAGAAAGUUGCAACAGUACAGGGUUAGCUCCAAAGUGUAAGAGACGAUGGCACUUUGAGCAGCAGUUUUUUGUUGGAAGUAAAAGAAUCAGAACGGAUAUGCACGGAGAUCCUGCUACAGAAUCGACAGUUGCACGUAACAGCUCCUUUGUUACUUGGAUUUCAAACAUGAUAAAGGGCUUCUCUAAAUCCAAUCUUGAAGAGUCUCCUACUCUUGCUCUCACCUUUACGCCUAAUAAUGAGGAAAAUCAUGGGAAGGAGACAAAUCGUCAGGAAAUUGUUAUGUUUGAGAAAGAUCAUGAUUCCAGUAGCAGGUUGAUGGGGUUCCAAACUGUAUUUCAGUCACUAUACUGCCCAACCUCGAAGGUGCCGGAAACAGAAAUACCGAAGGAGGAUCAUUCAAUGGGAAAAUCUAAUAAGCUUCCAUCAGCUGACAAAAUCCUCAUUGAUGUUCCUCCAAUAUCCUGCCAUCCGGGAGAUGAUAUGUUAGAUGCGCACAUGCCCAUUUCUAAUGACAAAUUCGACCAAUCUACAGUGGCUCGCAAGGAAGUGCCACUGAUGCAAACUCAGAUUAUGCCAGCAGCUGUUGCUUCUAGUGACAUUGCAUGUAGUAAAGCAAAAGAUGGGCUGAGCCCGUCUGACUCGGUGUCUAGACUUAGAACUUCUGAGGACAAAAAUACCUCUCAUUCAUCUGAAUAUGACAUUUCUAACAGAAAUCAGUCUCUUCGUAGUCUGUGGAUUACUAGAUUCUCCAACAAAACACCCGGAGCUGUUCUGAACAUAGACGAUAAUUCAAAGCCAACUACACAUGAAAUAUUAGCAUGUUCCACAGAGUGCAGAAGGCCUAAUCAUCAAGCUCAAACAAGUGUGGAGUGUCGGAUUGAACAGGCAAGCUUCGAUGCAAAGGAAACUUCAUCCAGCUCGAAAGAGAUCCAUGACAAUAAUUAUGAAAGGUCCGUGAAUAAUCUGCAUCCUAUUAUAUCUUCUGCCAAAUUCAAAAAGUCGGAGGCACUGGCCUCUCUCUUUGCCAGAAGAUUGGAUGCCCUCAAACUCAUAGGACCAUCUUCAACAAGAAGUGAGUAUAGCUACACAAGAACAACUUGUUUCUUCUGUGGCAAAAGCGGCCAUGACUUACGCGACUGUUCAGAGGUGACACAAUCUGAAUUAGAAGUUCUAAUUAGAAGCAUCGGGUCUUAUGAUAGCGCUGAGGAACCUUCUUGUUUGUGCAUCAGAUGCUUUCAACUUGAUCACUGGGCUAUUUCCUGCCCAACUUCAUCUUCAAACCGGUCACAGCAGUUAGAACACAAGAUAUCUCUUGUUAAUCAGAACCGGAAUGAUAAUUUGCGGCUCUUCUCUGAAAGUGAAUGUUUGCCAAGCCUUCUUGAAAUAAAGCAAGGUCAUCCCAUUGAACUUAGAGAUAAAUCAUCUUUUGACCUAAUGGACAACAAAAAGAAGUUCUGGUUUGCACCAGCUUCGGGGUCCAAUCAAGUUCAGAAGCAGAUAACUUCUGAUCUUACGAAGAACAAUUUGAAAGAAAAUAUGAAUCUUGUUUGCAAGGAGAUAGCAGAUGUUCCAAGAGGAAUGUUUGAUGUCAUCAGGGGUCUUCGGUUGUCUCGUGUGGACAUUCUCAAAUGGAUGAACUCCAACACUUCACUAUCGCAUUUGGAUGGAUUUUUUUUGCGCUUGAGACUAGGGAAGUGUGAAGCAGCGCUAGGCGGUACAGGAUACUAUGUUGCAUGCAUAACUGGUCUAAACGGAGAAAAAUUAGAGAGAGAUUCCAACAACGGCAUAUAUGUUAAUGUCUGUGGAGUCAAAUGCUUUGUGGGAAGCCAGUAUGUCUCCAACCAAGACUUUUUGGAGGAUGAACUUACUAUUUGGUGGCGCAAAACAUUGGAGAGCGGUGGUAACGUUCCUACGAGAGAAGAUUUAAGGCUAAAACUUGACGAGCGGAUGAAACUUGGGUUCUAAGAACUCAUCACAACACACAUUAAUCUCGAGUAUGGUUCGUCUGAAAGUUUGUCGAAAAUCAGCUUAUUUCACCAUCUUGUAAAUAAGAUUUUGGGUGUUAUAGAUGAAUUUGUUUGUGAUCAUAAGGCUUUUGAAAUGUUGGAUAACAUGAGAAAAAUAUUGGUUGAAAAAAGAAAAGGUUGUUGUUGAUAAA